Eurypyga helias (sunbittern) is the source of this 3490-nucleotide messenger RNA. It is a transcript of the gene DLC1, whose product is annotated as DLC1 Rho GTPase activating protein. Lineage: Eukaryota; Metazoa; Chordata; Aves; Eurypygiformes; Eurypygidae. Bases 181 to 3237 code for a protein of 1018 amino acids. The record is from RefSeq and is a predicted model, not a curated record. Gene Ontology annotation, cellular component: membrane raft; focal adhesion. Gene Ontology annotation, molecular function: GTPase activator activity; lipid binding. Gene Ontology annotation, biological process: regulation of Rho protein signal transduction; actin cytoskeleton organization; signal transduction. The transcript has 13 exons.
GAGGCCAAGGAAGCUUGUGACUGGCUGCGGGCUGCCGGGUUCCCACAGUAUGCGCAGCUUUAUGAAGAUCUCCUUUUUCCAAUUGACACUGCUCUAGUCAAGCGAGAGCAUGACUUUCUGGAUAGAGAUGCUAUUGAGGCCUUAUGCAGGCGCUUAAAUACUUUAAACAAAUGUGCAGUGAUGAAGCUAGAAAUCAGUCCCCACAGGAAAAGGAGCGAAGAUUCGGACGAAGAUGAACCCUGUGCAAUAAGCGGCAAAUGGACUUUUCAGAGGGACAGCAAGAGGUGGUCAAGGCUUGAAGAGUUUGACGUGUUCCCUCCAAAACCGGACUUGAAUACCCCCUGCCCGGAAGCUCCUCACCUUACUAACGCGGCAAGCCGCGAGAGCGUGCUGACUGACCUCAGUGAGCGUCAGGAGGUGGCUUCUAUUCUGAGCAUCAGCAGCACCAGCAGCCACCAACCAACCCUGCAGAGCGAGGCAUCUACCACCAGGACAAACUCGGUCGUGAGCGUUUGCUCAUCCAGCAAUUUGGUAGCGAAUGAUGACUCAUUCAGCAGCCUGCCCUCGCCCAGGGAGCUGAGUAGCUUCAGCUUCAACACGAAAGCCAACGAGAAGAACGCCAAGUCCAAAACAAAGAGCCUGCUCAAGAGAAUGGAGAGCCUGAAAAUCAAGUCUCACCAUGGCAAGAGCAAAGCUCCUUCAAAGCUCGGCCUUAUUAUUAGUGGGCCCAUCCUGCAGGAGGGCAUGGAUGAAGAUAAACUGAAACAACUUAACUGCGUGGAGAUUUCUGCCCUCAACGGCAAUCACAUCAGCCUCCCUAUGGUACGAAAGAGGAGCGUCUCCAAUUCCACCCAGACCAGCAGCAGCAGUAGUCAGUCCGAGACGAGCAGCGCCGUCAGCACACCCAGUCCCGUCACGCGAACGCGCAGCCUCAGUGCGUACAACAAACGGGUGGGCAUGUACCUGGAAGGCUUUGACCCCUUCAACCAGUCAACGUUCAGCGACGUGAUGGAGCAGAACUUCAAGAACCGGGGAAGCUUUGCAGAAGACACAGUUUUUUUUAUCCCUGAAGAUCAUAAGCCCGGCACUUUCCCCAAAGCACUCUCCAACGGCAACUUCUCCCCAACAGAAAGCAAUGCCUCUGUGAACUGGAGGACAGGGAGUUUCCACGGACAUGGCCAUCUCACCCUCCGGAGGGAAAACAGCGGCGACAGCUCCAAAGAGCUGGGCAUGGGGAAAAGGCGCAACUCCUCAAGCUCAGUGAGCAGCCGGCUGAGUAUUUACGACAACGUGCCUGGCUCGAUCCUGUAUUCCAGUACAAGUGACCUGGCUGACCUCGAAAACGAAGACAUAUUCCCAGAACUAGACGACAUCCUGUACCAUGUCAAAGGGAUGCAGAGAAUAGUAAACCAGUGGUCAGAGAAGUUCUCGGAUGAAGGGGACUCUGACUCGGCCCUCGACUCCAUCUCCCCGUGUCCUUCCUCUCCAAAGCAGAUCCACCUUGAUGUAGAUAACGAUCGAACAACACCAAGUGACCUUGACAGUACAGGGAAUUCGCUGAACGAAACGGAAGAGCCCUCGGGGAUGCAGGACAGGAGGGACUCCGGGGUGGGCGCAUCACUGACAAGGUCCAGCAGGCACAGGCUGAGGUGGCACAGCUUCCAGAGCUCCCACCGGCCCAGCCUCAGCUCGGCAUUGCUGCAGAUCAACUGCCAGUCCGUGGCACAGAUGAACCUGCUGCAGAAGUACUCUCUCCUGAAGCUGACCGCGCUCCUGGAGAAGUACACGCCUUCCAACAAGCACGGCUUCAGCUGGGCAGUACCAAAAUUUAUGAAGAGGAUAAAGGUGCCAGAUUACAAAGACCGAAACGUCUUCGGAGUACCGCUGCAAGUCAACGUCCAGCGCACAGGGCAGCCUCUUCCACAGAGCAUUCAGCAAGCCAUGCGGUACCUCCGCAACCACUGCCUGGAUCAGGUUGGAUUGUUUAGGAAAUCUGGAGUCAAAUCAAGAAUUCAGGCUUUGCGUCAAAUGAAUGAGAGUUCAACAGACAGUGUCAGCUACGAAGGCCAGUCAGCUUACGAUGUAGCGGACAUGUUAAAGCAAUUCUUCCGUGAUCUCCCUGAGCCCCUCAUGACCAACAAACUCUCCGAGACCUUCUUGCAGAUAUACCAAUAUGUGCCAAAGGAUCAGCGUCUCCAGGCUAUCAAGGCUGCCAUUAUGCUUUUACCCGACGAGAACAGGGAGGUCCUCCAGAUUCUUCUCUAUUUCCUGAGUGAUGUCACAGCUGCAGUGAAAGAAAACCAGAUGACUCCAACAAACCUGGCCGUCUGCUUAGCACCUUCCCUCUUCCACUUAAACACUCUCAAAAGAGAGAAUUCUUCCCCAAGGGUGAUGCAAAGAAAACCAAGCCUGGGAAAACCUGAUCAGAAAGACCUAAAUGAGAAUCUGGCUGCAACCCAAGGGCUCGCUCAUAUGAUUGCUGAAUGCAAGAAGCUCUUUCAGAUACCCGAAGAAAUGAGCAGGGGGCGGAACUCAUACACGGAACAGGACCUCCGUCCCCUCAGCCUGGAGGAACUCCGGGGCAGCAGCAGCACUGCCGAGCCCUCUGACUACCACUGCUACCUCCAGGACUGCAUGGACGACUUGCUCAAAGAGAUGAAGGACAAGUUUAAAGGCUGGGUCAGCUGCUCCACCUCAGAACAAGCAGAGCUGGCCUACAAGAAGGUAUGCGAAGGUCCCCCACUGCGGCUGUGGAAAACUACCAUUGAAAUCCCAGCUACGCCUGAGGACGUUUUAAAUCGUUUACUUAAAGAGCAACACCUCUGGGAUGAAGAUCUUAUAGAUUCAAAAGUAAUCGAACCUUUGGAUAGCCAGACAGAUAUAUACCAGUAUGUCCAGAACAGCAUGGCACCUCACCCAGCCAGGGACUUCGUAGUCUUAAGAACAUGGAGGACCAACUUCCCCAAAGGAGCUUGUGUGCUUUUAGCAACCUCAGUGGACCAUGACCGCGCUCCAGUGGCAGGCGUUAGAGUCAAUGUGCUCCUGUCUAGGUAUCUGAUUGAGCCCUGCGGGUCAGGAAAAUCUAAACUCACCUACAUGUGCAGAAUCGAUUUAAGGGGCCACAUGCCAGACUGGUACACCAAGUCUUUUGGACACUUGUGUGCAUCUGAAGUCGUUAAGAUACGAGACUCUUUCAGUCAUCAGAGUCUUGAGAGCAAAGAAGUGAAAUCUAGGUGACUACUGAAGAGGAACAGCCACGCGCUCCACACCUCAGCAACGUAGACAUUACCCAAAACUGAGGCUCGUCCGCUGCAGACCGGACUAGUGUACCAUCUGCAAGUCACGUCGUGAAGGGAUGACAGCAUGAGAACUUGACUGUGAGCAUUACUAUAGGACUGUGGCCAUACCAUACACUUUAAAGCUGCUUCCUGUCUGUGUAAGGUCUAUAGUGUAGGCCUCGACUGGAAUACAUAGGAGGACUGUGCAAAAA